Molecule: messenger RNA, 1782 nt
Organism: Marchantia polymorpha subsp. ruderalis
Lineage: Eukaryota; Viridiplantae; Streptophyta; Marchantiopsida; Marchantiales; Marchantiaceae
Source: the annotation of a GenBank genome assembly
CGGUCGCCAUAGCGUCUAAUGAGGACUCAGUGACUCCUUACACUGUAUGGCAUUGCAAACAAAACCAGACCUCGGCUCGGCUUUGGCACCAUGCAGUCGCGACUGCCGAGCGAGAACGCGACCACGAGACCUAAAGAUAACGGGACUCGAGGCCCAAUGUUGUGGAGAAUAAGAGGGACGACUUUCAAAUUGUAAACGACUCGCGCGUGUUUUGCCCAUGGGCCACCUACAGAAAGCUGGGCCUGGAGGCUGAGGGUUGCUGGCCUCUUGUUUCGCACCGUCGAUCGUCGAUGGUCACAGUUUUACAUCACUAGAGUUUGGAGACCACCUUGGCUUUGGAUUCCCUGUGGGAGAUUAUGGACGGAAGCGAGAGCUUCGGGUUCGUCCUACGAUUUACAGCUCGGGAUUCCAUGUGUUUCUCGUGAUCCGCCGACGGCACGAGCGCGAGGAUAUCGGAUCUUCAUCGACAAGCCAUCUUUUAGUUUUGGUGGUAUGUUGUGCUUUGAGUUCCGCUGGUGAGGCUUGAAAUUCGCUCCAAUUUCUCGAUCAUCGGUGGCAGAGGAGGAGGACGAGGCUCUCGGGAUGGAGGAAGAAGAGAAGAAGGAGGAGAAUGAAGGUGCGGAUCUACCGUUGAGGAAUUUCCCUCAUUGGAGUGCAGCAAGACGGAAAUUUGCUCCUGACUGUUGUUUCUUCUCUGCCGGUAACCUCGAGCGCGAGCUGCAAGCCAAACAGGUGUCUUUGAGCAUAACAGACGAAGAGAUAGCGGCCAUCAGUCGUCUCGAGGAAGAAGAGACACUGCAAGUUCGGUGUCCUAUUUCUGGCUGUGGGGCAACUUUGAGUUCACUGUCAGACUUCGAAUCACAUUAUAGUUCUGCGCACAGAGCAACUUGCUCUGUUUGUUUCAAUGUUUACCCGACCACGAGGCUCCUGAACAUCCACAUUUCCGAAUGCCACGACUCCUUCUUUAAAGCGAAGGUUGCACGCAACUAUCCAAUGUACGAAUGCUUGGUCGAGGGCUGCCCAGGCCGCUUUCAGACGGACGGUCGUAGACUACAGCAUCUGGUGGACUCACACCGCUUUCCAAAAACUUUUCGUUUCCACUCAAAAAAACAUUUUUCACAAAAGCAUCGACGGCGACAGAAACAACACGCAUACAAGCAACCACAAUCAUCUGCAACACCAAAGAAAUCAGGAAGCUCGAAGGCAGUACAGAAAAACAGCACACUGUGCAUGGCAAUUUGUGAAGAGCAUGUUCCGGUUAAGUCACUCCACGGUGGUACUGAACACUCCGAACCGAGUGCAGACAUGGAUGUAGACAGUUUGACCAAAGCUGUUUCGAGGCUAAGUACCUCCAGUUUUGAAAGCAAAACUCCAGCAGUAGUGAGUUUUGGCCGUAGACGAAGCCGCGCUUGUAGCUUACCAUCUAAACCCGCUCCGAAGGACUCGGGUCCAAAAUAAGGCCAAGCGUAUUGAGCAGAUUGAUUGUUUGCAUAUGCAUCGAAGGCAAGAAUUUGGGUGUACAAACAAUAUUUGCAGAUGAUGAACUAGACUAUGAUGAUUAGCUGUAGACGGAAAAACUCUGGUGGUGAGCAGACCAAAUCUUCCUCUUUAGAAACUGGUCUGCAUCCGAAAGCAUAGGUCCUUUUUUCAUGGAGAUGUUCAGUAGGGCUCUCGUAUACUUUUGCACAGUAAGGGCGAAUCUGACUUAGAUAUCAAAACGUUUAUAACGGAUAGGAAUGAUUAGAAGUUCAUGGGCAUGAAUGUACACAGGUCUAUGGAAAC